GUUGUGUUUUAAAAGUGUUGUAUUGGUAUCAGUGUUCAGCACGUUGGUGCUGAUAAAUGGAGGUGCUCUUAAUAAAAGCUAAUUAAAUUGAACCGAGCACAUGUUAAAUCGUGUCCAAAUGAUGAAUGGGGGAGUCGCAGGAUCGUAUCACUCUUCAUCACGCGGGCCGGCGCAUAGCAAGACAAAGUGCACCACCUAGCGGCGUGGAGCUGCUAGCGUAUUUGCAUAGACCCGCCCGAACACAUGCAAACUCCGACUCAGCUAGAGGGGAGUGAAGCAGCUUUCUCGGCAGCCCGCGGCGUGUCUACAGUAAUGGACUUCGAAGCUAAGGUUCUGCCCAGGAUCGGUGGCUAUGGCCCUUAUAAUAAGGCAGUUGCCGCUUUCAGCUGGAUUCCCUGCUUCGCCGUGGCCGAGAGUUUACUUUCCGAGGUCUUCCUGACGCUGCUCCCGCGAUCUUACCGUUGUCGCCUGGAUCCAGUGCUGCUUCCAGCAGGCAUCAGCUCGUUCAAUCUAUCCGAGAAGCAGCUGUUGAAUGUCAGCAUCCCGCAGACGAGGAAACAGGGCUUCAGCCACUGUGAACUGUACAAGUACCCGGCCAACUUCUCCCGAUUCGGAGAGGACUUGCCCAAUGAGACCGUGCCAUGCACCGAGGGCUGGGAGUUCAGCUUGAGCGCCGGGCUGCGCAGCUCCAUCGUCACGCAGUGGAACUUAGUGUGUCAGAACUACUGGAAGAUCCCACUGCAGCAUAUCUUCUUCAUGAUUGGCUGGAUCUUUGGGUACCUUAUCCUAGGCCUCGCUUGUGACCGGGUUGGCCGACGGAGCACGUUUCUGUUGUCGGUGGUUCUCUCAGGGAUGCUUGGGGUGGCCGUCUCCUUCUCGAUGAAUCCUGAUGUGUUCCUCAUGUUGCGACUGUUCCAGGGAGCUGCCUUGGCCGGUGUCUUUCUUGCUGCGUAUGUUGCCAGGCUCGAGGUCUGUGAUCCCCCCCAUCGCCUGAUGGUCACUAUGAUUGGUGGGCUGUUCGCUUUUGGUGGAGAGCUGCUGUUGCCAGGGUUGGCAGUGGUCUGUGUUGAUUGGCAGGUUCUGCAGGCUAUAGUAACUGUGCCUUUGUUGCUGCUAAUUUCUUACUGGUGGUGUAACUCCAUAUUCCCUGAAUCCCCUCGAUGGCUUCUGGCCACAUGCCAAAUCCGGAAAGCCAGGAGCACCCUGCAGAUCUUCUCAUCUCGCAAUGGCGUGCGUAUGAGUGAAGAGAUUUUUGCACACGAGUCUUUCCUAUCAGAGUUCAACACUGCCUACAGUGACAGCUACCUGCCACAUUUUCACAAUAUUUGUGAGAUGAUCCACGUCCGAGUAGUCGGGAAGAAUUGUCUCAUCUUGGGAUUCACAGCGUUCAUCGGCACCGGGAUCCAGUACUGCUUCACGAGGAACUUGCGCAGCUUCCAAGCAGACUUCUAUUUCAGCUACUUUCUCCGCUGCAUUUCUGGAGGCUUGGCCUGCUUCCUACUGUGUAUCUCAGUAAACCGCUUUGGCCGCCGUGGGAUCCUUCUCCUGAGCAGCAUCUUGACUGGCAUGGCCUCUCUGCUUCUGCUUGCUCUAACACAGUAUCUCAAAGACGGAGUUGUCCUGCUGCUCUCGCUUAUUGGCCUCCUGGCCUCCCACGCCAUGGCAAUGCUCAGCAUAUUUUUUGCAAGUGAGGUGCUGCCCACUGUCAUUAGGGGAGCGGGUCUUGGGCUGAUUUUGGCGGUGGCCUGUAUUGGCAAGGCCACAUCAUCCCUCAUGGAUCUCAAGGACACUCAUGGCUACUUCCUCCAUCAUGUGGUGUUUGCCUCGUUUGCAGUACUGUCAGUGCUGUGCAUCAUGCUGCUUCCUGAGAGCAAGCGCAAACCUCUGCCAGAUUCGCUAAAGGAUGGAGAAUCGCUGCACAGACCACCGCUGUUCCUUUCAAAGCGUGAGCAGGAUGACCUCCCCCUCCUCCAUUCUCAUCCUAAAAGCACAUCUGACUACAACUCGGAUAGCUACUCGAGCUUGGUAAGUGCCACCAAGAAGAUGUUGGGAAGCAAUGGCCACCCAUUUGAACCGAUGGUCCCGCCUGCUCCUCCACACCUGAAGAAAAAUGAAGAACAACAUGGGAUUGAAAAUGCAGCUUUAAGUGAAGACCUCCCUUAAGGGUAGUUGUGUUUUCGAUAGGAAACCAUUGAAAAAGCCACCAACUGCGAGGUUGGCAAAGGAACACGUCAUUGAUGUUUUUUUGCUUAAUUUUCUGUACACAUCCCUGUGAACCAGGAAUAAGCUACAACCUCCAAGAAAAUGAAAGAGUGCACUGCUUAUAUUGAACAGUUGGGCUUCCCAGUUUUUGGGAAGCAGGACCUGAAACGCAGGUUGAUACCCCAAAAUGAUACCAUACUGUUAGUGUCAUUGCUGUUAGGUGCCUACUGAAUUUCAGAACCACCUGCCCGCUGCCACCGCCAUAGCAAUUAUGCAAACCUUUACAAGCCUCAGACUGACGUCUCUCUCUUUUUUCUUACUUUAAUUCUGAAAGCACAUGGAAGCCCCUCUGCUGGACCCACUAAGCGUGCUUGGUAACCACAAGUUCACGUGAUUUUUAAGAGGGUGACAAUGGCACGGACAGGCUUUCUGCUCACAGAGAAAUGUCUUUUUUCAUUCCUUUACACUUUAUGACACUAGCACUGGAUUACAUUCUGCACACCAGCAUUCAUGAGUGUGCAGAAAGUCCGACCAAAGCUCAAACGCUACACUCAGGUACCUCAUCGUGUUUCUUACCAAACAAAAAAAAGUGCUUUUGUAUGCAUUUUUUAAUUUGUAGAAUGUAAACACAGAAAAAUGAGCACAUGCUAAGUGUACCAAAGCAGUCUCUUAGGUUUUGUCUGGAAGGGUUGUUAAAUAAACGUGUUGCUGAAA
Molecule: messenger RNA, 2916 nt
Organism: Erpetoichthys calabaricus (reedfish)
Lineage: Eukaryota; Metazoa; Chordata; Cladistia; Polypteriformes; Polypteridae
Gene: slc22a31
Product: solute carrier family 22 member 31
Exons: 9
Coding region: 244-2163 (639 amino acids)
Biological process (GO): transmembrane transport
Cellular component (GO): membrane
Molecular function (GO): transmembrane transporter activity
Source: RefSeq, a predicted model, not a curated record